Messenger RNA from Vanrija pseudolonga, 3325 nucleotides. It is a transcript of the gene nps10, whose product is annotated as Adenylate-forming reductase Nps10. Gene Ontology annotation, molecular function: phosphopantetheine binding. The record is from RefSeq and is a predicted model, not a curated record. The transcript has 6 exons. Bases 45 to 3266 code for a protein of 1073 amino acids. NCBI's taxonomy places the organism in Eukaryota, Fungi, Basidiomycota, Tremellomycetes, Trichosporonales, Trichosporonaceae.
CCGUUGCCUAGGAUGUUGUUUCUCCUCACUACUACUCAUACACGAUGGCAGCGCCGACAUUCCACGCACGGAGCUUGACAGAGCUCAUCGCUCUCCGGGCUGACACACAGCCCGACGAUCCGGCCGUGCACACUGGCAUACCCGAGGACGCGAGCCGUUUGCAGACUUUGACAUAUUCUGAUAUCCAGCGCGCGGUCGACCGCCUCGCAGCGUACUAUGCACCGCUGGCACCUGUCCCCGUCGAGGGCCAGGUGCCCCGCGAGCAGGUGGUCGCCGUGCUCGUGUCCACCGCCGUCGACGAGUCGCUGCUCGAGAUCGCGCUCGCCAAGCUCGGCCUCGCGCCGCUCUUGUUGUCAGUGAACAACUCGGUGUCGGCCAUUGCGCACCUGUGUAAGAUCACACGCGCGAGCCACCUGAUCUACGGGCCAAAGUUUAUCGAGACGGCACACGACGCGCAGCACCUCCUCGGGCAGGAGGGCAUCAGGCUCGACAUUACCGAGGACAAGCGGUUCCCCCUCUGGGGUAAGGGGGGCGUGCGCGAGGACACGAUCGAGCCCUUCCCGGCCCGCUUGGCCCCCGACGUGGAGAGCAAGCGUACCUGUGUGAUCCUACACUCGUCUGGCAGCACCGGCUUCCCCAAGCCAGUGUACAUCACCCACUAUGGCAUGAUCGCCAACGCGGCCAACAGCGUGCCCAAGACGGGCUUCAGUGCGCUCCCCCUUUUCCACGGCUUCGGACACUUUAGCAUCUUCCGGUGUAUCUACCACGGAAAGGCGUUCACCCUCCUGCCCCCACACCUGCCCAUCACGGCCGACAACAUUGUUCGGACAAUCGCAAUGUCCCCCACGCCGCCGGUGCAACACUUCGCCGUUCCAUACGUACUCAAGCUGCUGUCAGAGUCCGAGGCAGGGACCAAGAGCCUCGCGGCGAUGGAGACGGUGUCGUAUGCCGGUGCCGCGGUACCCGACGACCUUGGCGACCGCCUUGUUGCGGCUGGGGUACCUCUGAUGUCGGUGUUUGGAACAACAGAAACAGGCGCGCUCAUGUCGUCGAAGCGAGACUACGCGACCGACAAGGCGUGGAACUGGGUUCGCGCAGAGGGCCUCGUUUCAAAAUACAUCGAGCUGGUGCCCCAUGGUAAGGGGACGUUUGAGGUUGUUGUGCUGGACGGAUGGCCGGCCAAGAUCAUGUCCAACCGCAAGGACGGUGCCUACGCCACUAAAGACCUCUUCCUGCAGCACCCAGAUCACCCGUCGUGGUUCAAGUACAUUGGUCGACUGGACGACACGCUCACACAUACGCUGGGCGAGAAGACCAACCCCGUGCCGCUGGAGCUUGCGAUCCGUGGCAACUCGCGUCUGAUCCAAGAAUGUAUCGUGUUCGGCGACGGACGCCCCCACACGGGCUGCCUGAUCCUGCCGUCGGACGAGGGCGCGCCGCUCGCCGCCGAGAGCGCACGCAAGUUCCUCGAGGCCAUCUGGCCCGUCAUCGAGGAGGCCAACUCGCACGCGCCGACGCACUCACGUAUCCUGAAGGACAUGGUCGCGUUCCUCAAGUACGGCACGGAAAUCCCUGUCGCGACCAAGAUGAGCAUCCUCCGCCCGGCGUGCUACUCCAAGUUUGCCAAGCACAUCGACUACGUCUACGAGAAGUUUGAGAAGGGCGGGAGCAACAAGACAAAGACCAAGGUCACGUACACUUCGCAGAAGGAGAUUGAGCAGUUCCUACUCGGCAAGGCGGGCAGGUUCUUCGCGGGCGGCUCACGACAGUAUGCUUUGACGGAGGACAGCGACCUGCACGAGAUGGGCGUGACUUCGCUCCAGGGCGCUCAGCUGCGUAACGAGAUCCUGAAGGAGUACGACCUCGAAGGCGCAACCCUCGGCACCAACGUCGUGUACGAGCUCCCGACGAUCAAGCAGCUCGCGGCGCAUGUCGUCGCGCUGGCCACUGGACAAACCCGCGCUCUGGACGAGGAGGAGACGCCCGAGGCAGCCGAGAGCGCGCACAAGAUGAUGCUCGCCAUGGUCGAGUACUGGUCCAGCAUGAUCAAGAAGCCCAAGACCUACGUCCCGGCCAAGCAGGGCAGAGUCGACCCGUACCAGGCCUUGCCGCGGACCAUCAUCCUGACAGGAGCGAGCGGCGCGCUCGGUGCCCACCUGUUCUGCCUGCUCAAAAAGCUCUUCCCGAAACAUACCUUGGUGUGCUUCAUGCGCUCGGGCGGCGAGGACGCCAUGCGGGAUUCCCUCCGUCUCCGAGGCCUCGCCCACGAGAACCUAGGGGGCAGGUUCAUCGACGUCGACUAUGCCAAACCCGACUUUGGCAUCAACUCGACCGACUACAACUACCUCGCUGCGAGCGUCGAGCUCAUCCUGCACUGCGCGUGGCCGGUAAACUUCUCCAUGACGCUGCCGAGCUACGAGCAGCAGAUUGCGGCACUCGUCAACCUCAUCAACCUCGGCACCCAGGGCAACCGGAGAUCCCCGCCCCCGGCGUUCGUGUACAUCUCGAGCAUCAGCACCGUCGCCGGCCUGCCAGCAGACGACAUCGUGCCUGCCGACUUCCCCGCAGCGCCAGAGCUCGCCGCGCCGAUGGGAUACGGGCGGAGCAAGUGGGUUGCGGAGCACCUCGUGCGCGAGGCAGGCAGGAACCAGCCCGCGGCGGUCAUGCGCGUCGGCCAGCUCACUGGCGACCUGACCUGGGGCUUGUGGAACUACACCGAGGCGUGGCCUCUCCUCUUCCGCUCGGCGGAGACGUUCCGCGCGCUCCCGGUGCUGGAGGAGCAGCCGCAGUGGCUGCCCGUCGACCAGGCGGCGGGCAUCAUCGUGGAGAUUGCGUCGAGUCUCGUGCACACGCAGCGGGGCAAGGCCGGCGCGGCGGUGUUCAACGUCGUCAACCCGCACGCUGGGAAGUGGGACGACGUGCUCACUGGCCUCGAGGAGGCCGGCGCGACCUUCAUCCGUGUCAGCCCCGAGUUCUGGCUCAAGAAGCUCUCCGAGUCCGACACGGACCUCGAGAAGAACCCCACCCGCAAGCUCCUCAAGUAUUACCAGAAACGGUUCGGCACCGGCGCCAAGCCGCGCAAGCCGGUCAAGUUUGACCUGCGCAGCGUCGAGCGCAUCAGCCCGACGUAUGCCCGCCUCAAGCCCAUCGAUGCUGCACACGCUGAGCGGCUCAUGCAGUCGUUGAUGUGCUUCAAGUGGGACCCGAACAACAUCCCAGAGGAUCUCGUGGGGGAGCACUACGUUCCAAACUACCGGCCCACUUAGUGGGUGAUCGUGUACUAUCUGUAGUGGCUAUAAUGCACUUUUGUAUGAUCUGACCUGGA